Durio zibethinus is the source of this 1704-nucleotide messenger RNA. RefSeq names its product putative casein kinase II subunit beta-4. Gene Ontology annotation, cellular component: cytoplasm; protein kinase CK2 complex. The record is from RefSeq and is a predicted model, not a curated record. NCBI's taxonomy places the organism in Eukaryota, Viridiplantae, Streptophyta, Magnoliopsida, Malvales, Malvaceae. Gene Ontology annotation, molecular function: protein kinase regulator activity.
UGACAAGAAACGAAUUGACAAAUGGAAAAAAAAAAAGGGAAAUGAAGAGAAGCACCAAGCCACCACCGAGUGCAAGAAAACAAGAAAGACAGACAGCACUUUGAGGAGCUCGAGUAUCCUCUCUUUCUUAUUCCGAAAACCCUAGUUUUCACCGUCUCUCUCUAUCCCUCUUCAACCCCUACCCCCCUUUUCCUCUCUGUCCCGAAAUCCACUUCCUUCAAUAUAGAUCUCCUUUUCAAUUCUCCAAUAAAACGCCGCCGUUUAAUCCUUCCACCCUGCAAAACCCCAAAUUUCUCAAAUCUAAGGUUUCUUCGCGCUAUUACUCUCUCACACAACGCCAUACAUCUCCAAAAAUCUUAAAUUUUUUGUCCUUCCAUUAAUAUUGAAAAAGUUCGGAGCUUUUCGAAAUUGGGUGGUGAAAAGGAAAAGAUAUGUAUAGUCAUAGAGAUCGAGGAGGAGGAUCAUCGAAAUCGGAGCUAGUGGGAGGACCGUUAGAUCGGAAGCGCAUAAACGAGGCGCUGGACAAGCAACUAGAGAAGUUGUCCCCUUCCACUUCGAGAGGCUUGAACAGCAAAGACAAAGAAAGAUCCUCCGUUCCUUCAACUUCCACUGGUAAAUCCCAGCUUGAUCAUCGCGAUUCGCGCUCUGCAGCUCUCUCCAAAGCCAAAUGUUCUGAUGAGGAAUCUGAAACAGACAGUGAAGAAUCAGAUGUGAGUGGUUCUGACGGAGAUGACACAUCUUGGAUCUCGUGGUUUUGCAAUUUGCGAGGCAAUGAGUUUUUCUGUGAAGUUGAUGAUGAAUACAUCCAAGAUGACUUUAAUCUUUGUGGGUUGAGCAGUCAAGUUCCAUAUUAUGACUAUGCGCUUGAUUUAAUAUUGGACGUCGAAUCUUCUCAUGGUGAUAUGUUCACCGAAGAACAGAAUGAAUUGGUUGAAUCGGCAGCAGAGAUGUUGUAUGGUCUUAUGCAUGUCCGUUACAUAUUAACUAGCAAGGGAAUGUCUGCUAUGUUGGAGAAAUACAAAAACUAUGACUUUGGGAGAUGCCCAAGAGUUUACUGCUGUGGACAACCUUGUCUUCCUGUUGGUCAGUCAGAUAUUCCUCGUUCAAGUACUGUGAAAAUCUACUGUCCUAAAUGUGAAGAUAUUUAUUAUCCCCGAUCCAAGUAUCAAGGCAAUAUUGAUGGAGCUUAUUUUGGAACAACAUUUCCACAUCUAUUUCUGAUGACAUAUGGGCACCUAAAGCCACAAAAGCCAACGCAAAACUACACCCCAAGAGUUUUUGGCUUCAAGAUCCACAAGCGCUGAUGUGAUACAAGAGUUGCAAGCUGUAAGUUGUGUUGAGAUCUCCAAUUGUCCAAGGGUGGCGAUAUUCGCUUAGCCGGGUGCUUCUUUCAAUGCAGUGGAUGCCCCAUUCCAUGCAAUGUGAAGUGGAGUUCCCAAAAGAGGACGGAUUUUUAAGAUUGAUAUGCCAACGAAAUAUGGCCUGUUAGUGGAGCACGAAAUAUCUAGAAUUUAUUCAUGAAUUUAACAUAACGUUUGUAUUUGUAAGCAUAUAUAUAUUUUUUAUCGUGAGUUGAGGAUUGUUUGAAGUGCUUUUUGUUGUAGUUAGCUGAUUUUCGUCCCUCGUUUAUUGACCUGUGUACACAUCACCAUUCCAUUCUCCAACGAUAGCUCUAUCGAUACAAUCCUAGCCAUCUUUUCUUCA